CAAAGCUUUUGCCUGUCUGCUGCCAGGAUGGGAGAAACAUGUCUAGCAAGAAGCUCCAAGUAUUUGUACUUCUCCCUGCUUGGCCUCAUUUUCCCCUUCUUUCUUCAGUCUGUAUUGGGACGGGAGCUGAAGUUUGUGCUUGUGAUUUAUCGGCAUGGUGACAGAAGCCCUAUUGAAGUCUAUCCUACCAGCCUACACAAUGAAAGUGAAUGGCCACAAGGAUUUGGACAACUAACUAAGAUUGGAAUGCAGCAGCAGUAUGAGCUUGGACAGUACUUGAAGAAGAGAUACUCGAACUUCAUAAGCACUGCAUAUAAACGAGAGGAGAUUUUGAUCCAGAGCACCGAAACUGAUAGAACCAUUAUGAGCGCACAAGCAAAUCUUGCUGGUCUGUUCCCUCCUAGUGGCGAUCAAAUCUGGAAUCCUAAAAUCAUUUGGCAACCCAUCCCGGUACAUGUUGUACCAAAGGCAGACAAUCCGAAAUUACGCUUUCCGAUGUUUAAUUGUCCACGCUAUAAGAAACUUCUGAGGGAAACAAUGCGAUCAAAUGAAUUCCAGGCCAAAAUUCAGCCAUACAAGGAAUUUAUGAAAACUAUUGCUUCUUAUUCAGGAUAUGACCCUCGCACUCUCAUCUAUUUGGACAAUUUCAAAAUGUGGCAUGUACAGGAUACUUUAUUCUGUGAGUCUAUUCACAAUUAUACACUACCUGUGUGGGCUACUCAAGAUGUGAGGGCCAAGCUGGCAGAGCUGACUGUGUUAUCCUUGUCAUCAUUAUUUGGCAUUUACAAAAGAGAAGAGAAGGCUCGGCUGCAAGGAGGUCUCCUUGUGAAAGCAAUUCUUGAAAAUCUAUCCAGGGCUGCUAAGAAUUCAGAGAAAAGGAAAAUGCUAGUCUAUUCUGCACAUGACACCACACUUGGUGCCCUGCAGAUGGCACUCAAUGUUUACAACGAAAGGCUGCCACCAUAUGCAGCUUGCCAGAUUUUUGAACUGUAUCAAGAAAAUAACGGAGAGCAUACCAUUGAAAUGUAUUUUCGGAAUCACACUGUGAAAGAUCCCUGUCAACUCACUCUGCCAGGCUGCUCAUCUGCAUGUCCUCUGUCAAAGUUUGCUGAACUGGUUACUCCCAUCCUGGUAGAAGACUGGGCCAAUGAAUGUCGUCAGAUGGGGGGGGGGGGAAAGAUAGGUAAUAUCCUUAGCUAGCCACAUAAGAUUAUCCAAGUGGAAGUGGCUGGAAGUUGUAUAUUGACCUCCAAUAUGAAAUCAGAUGGAAGCAGAUGUUUGUUCAAGGUAAAAGGGUCCACAGUUCAGAGUGAGGGCAGUGCUACUCCAAUAAGUGCUACUCCAAUAAGCAUUUCAAAUUGGUUUUGUUUGCCUUCAGUUAUAUCAUCACAUAGUCAGAUAUGAUUGGCUGUGUUGCAUUUGAUUUCAUUACAUGAUUCCCCAAUUGGCUGGUGAUCACCCCAAAAAUACAGUAAUCAAAAGCCACCAAUUUUUUUUAAAUGGUGCCAAUUGUGGCAUCAUUAAGGAGAGGAAAAAGUAGCAGUAAACUUGAAUGCGGGGGAGCUAAGCACACAUACAUUUCAGUGUUCGACCCUCCCCACCUCCCAAAGCAAUACUGUUAGCUCAAAACUCAAAAUUAGCAAACAUUCAACACUGCCCAAAUAUAGACUCAUGUAAACCAGAUGAGGAUGUCACAAAAGUGUCAUGGACAUCCUCAGGGAUGUGAAAUAGCUAGGCUGUAUCCUCAUAGUCCAAGUAGAAAUAUCGGCAAUAGUGCCAAUAGUGCACAGGGGGAUGCCCCCUCAUCCCAAACACCUGUUUAGUUGUGUAACUGAUUUUCUGACAGUGUACAUAAGCUUGGUAGCUGAACUGGGAGACAAACUACAUGUGCAGCACUUGUUUAUCCAUGCUGUUGCUCAUUGAGCUAGAAACAUUCUGAAUCCACUUCUCCAUUUUUAUAUUUAUUUUUGUAUGCCUCUAUUUCAUUUUUUAAAAAAUCAUCAAAGUGGUUUACAUAUGGGACAUUAGACUACAUAAUCUAUGGCUCACCAACGCUAGAGUUGUCACAGUGGCUUUGACAUGACUUUUCUGGAUUUAAUUCAAUCAAUCUUUAUUUGCGGCCAAAGACCCAUACAACAAGAUUAGAUACAGAAAAGGAAAAUUAUAAAAUACAUAAUUAAAAUUCCAGCUUAACAAGAAACUAAAACUCUUCAAGGUUAAAAGAAAAAUCAGACAUAAGGUUGUGCUGGCCAUUCAGGAUACAAGGUUAGUUUGUUUAACUUGGGCUGCAUAGAUGAAUUUGGCUACAGCAAUUGUAAGAUUCCUGUUUGUACCGUUUAAAAGCUGCUCUAUCAUCCUCGCAGGGGGGCUGUUAAAAGACCGAUUGAUGUGGGGGUAAAGGAAUUUAGACCAUUCAGAAGAGUAUAUUGGGCAUGCAAGAAGGACAUGAUACAGAGAUUCUAUCUCUCCCACCCUACAGGGACAGGUCCUUUGUGCAUUCGGUAUCCCCCGAAAUCUCCCUUCCAAUACUGCUGAGUUAAUUGAUUGACUCCCCCAAUCCUUUGCAUAGUAUUGUGAAAAAGGCAAGCUUGAAGACACUUUGCUCUUAACUGAAAACGGAAACACAGCUGUGUUUGGUAUUUUACCCAUUACUUAGUAACCAAUCAAUCAAUCAAUGACUUUUCUGGAUUUAAUUGCUAUUUCACUACCCUGAGAUCCAAAAGCCUGGUAUCAGAAAGAUGAAAAGGAUGAGGCUUUGCAUAAAUAUCUUUAAUAUUCCAAUAUUUCCUUGUUUCCUGCAGGAAAAUGUUCCCAGGCAUAAAUAAAUAAAUGAGCAGGCUUUCAGCAUA
Rhineura floridana is the source of this 2849-nucleotide messenger RNA. RefSeq names its product prostatic acid phosphatase-like. Bases 28 to 1200 code for a protein of 390 amino acids. Gene Ontology annotation, cellular component: plasma membrane; lysosome. Lineage: Eukaryota; Metazoa; Chordata; Lepidosauria; Squamata; Rhineuridae. Gene Ontology annotation, biological process: lysosome organization; dephosphorylation. The record is from RefSeq and is a predicted model, not a curated record. Gene Ontology annotation, molecular function: acid phosphatase activity. The transcript is spliced from 10 exons.